AUAUGUUCUAUGGGCAAUGUUUUGGCACAUUUUUCUGUUGAGGGUAAACAAGUUCCUUACAUAUAUUUUCAAGUGCGUAAAUUUUUAACGGCUGAAAUACUACCUAUACAGCAUGGAAAACAACAGAGCCCAGAAACCGCCUGACGCAUCAAAGUCAUCACAGUCCCUGACUGAACCGACGGGGCAAGCGGCGGGACAACUUCCAGAACAACCUGCGCAAGUGGACGUCCCCCCCAGAGAUCAGGAGUCUGUGGAUUCUUUGCAGCAACAGCCCUCAGCAGGGCCUGUGUUCCCCAUAAUAGUGAUCAACACCAUGGACCCUCGCUUCCAUAGGCAGCGGCAGUUUAACACGACCCACGACAGGCACUAUAGAUCGAGGCCUUACCCACCUCAACCGCUCUCCUACGACCGUUCGAGGCCUUAUCCACCACCACAAACUGUCACGCAAUACAGCCCACGGCCUUACCCACCGCAAUAUCUCGCCUACGACAGCACAAGAUCUAGAUCAUCGCAACCUGUCACCUUCGUCCUCGAUGACUUUGUAUUCAACGAUAUGAGUGUGAGGCGAGCUUUCAUCAGGAAAGUUUAUUCCAUUCUGAUGAUCCAGCUAUUGUUGACAUUCGGGAUCAUCAGCCUCUUCGUGUUUCACGAACCGACGAAGCAAUACAUACUAAGAAAUAGUCAUAUCUGGUGGAUAUCAGUCAUCGUCAUGUUCGCGACCAUUUUCGCCAUGACCUGCUUCACAAGCGUGCGACGGAACUACCCCACCAACUUUAUUUUCCUUUUCAUCUUCACAGUGGCAAGCGGCUUCAUGCUUGGGUCUGUCGCUGCAACAUUCGAAGGAGAUGCAGUGCUGAUGGCAGUGGGGGCGACAGCAGCGGUUUGCUUCGGACUGACCUUAUUCGCCUUCCAGACCAAAUGGGACUUCACGGUGCUGCGCGGAGCACUGCUGGGUGGCUUGAUCAUCCUCUUCAUAUUCGGCAUUGUCGUCAUGUUCUUCCCUGGAAGGCUCAUGAUGCUCAUCUACUCUUCGCUCGGGGCUUUCUUGUUCAGCCUGUACCUGGUGGCAGACACCCAGAUGAUCAUCGGCGGCAAUCACAAGUAUUCCUUCUCUCCUGAGGAUUACAUAUUUGCUGUCCUCACACUUUACCUGGACAUUGUAAACAUUUUCUUAAACAUAUUAGCGAUCGUUGGAAUCGCAAGAAGUUGACGUAAUAGGGGUUCUACCAAAAAUGUUUUUCUUAGUUUGCUUUGUACUUUGAAGUUUUAUUUCAUUGUAUUUGUAAUUUGUGUUAGAAACAUAUCUUGCAAUCAUCUUAAUGAAACACUGUUGUACAUUAAUUUUUAAAUAUUCGAUAAAAUUCUCUUAUAGGCAAGUGAUACCAAUUUAUUGUCUAAUUACAUACAAUUAUUUGCGAUUACCAAAAUAUAUUCCUACCAGAAUUAUUUUUUUUUUUAAAUUUACCUUACAAAAAUACUCUAAUUUUAUACCAGUUCAUUAGAUAAGAAAUAAUGUUUGAUUAAAAUUAGUUUUAUAAGCAUUUUACUUUAUAUUUUGUAAAGAGACUGAACUAAUUCAUCAAGGUAAUUUUUAGUCACUGCCACCAAGCCUGUAGUAGUUUAAAAUAACAAUGUGUGGCUGUGUGGCUGAGAUAAAUGCAUCUAAGUCUAUGGUUAACAGAUUUACUUGGAGAAUAUAUUAGACGACAAUUUAGUCUAACCUU
Bacillus rossius redtenbacheri is the source of this 1724-nucleotide messenger RNA. RefSeq names its product protein lifeguard 2-like. The transcript is spliced from 4 exons. The coding region runs from base 113 to 1210 and encodes 365 amino acids. The record is from RefSeq and is a predicted model, not a curated record. Lineage: Eukaryota; Metazoa; Arthropoda; Insecta; Phasmatodea; Bacillidae.